Molecule: messenger RNA, 1161 nt
Organism: Helobdella robusta
Lineage: Eukaryota; Metazoa; Annelida; Clitellata; Rhynchobdellida; Glossiphoniidae
Exons: 9
Coding region: 1-1161 (386 amino acids)
Biological process (GO): membrane protein ectodomain proteolysis; Notch receptor processing; amyloid-beta metabolic process
Cellular component (GO): growth cone; cell surface; ciliary rootlet
Molecular function (GO): aspartic endopeptidase activity, intramembrane cleaving
Source: RefSeq, a predicted model, not a curated record
AUGGUUCUGAUAGAGGAAGACUUGCAAUACGGGGCCGAGAGCAUAAUAAUGCUGUUCAUACCCGUAUCCAUUUGUAUCUCGUUUGUAAUUGCUUCAGUCCAGGCUCUUGAUUUCUAUAAGGAGGAAGGCUUGCCUUUGCCUUUUACACCUUUUGUGCCCGAGGAGAAGGAUGAGGUGAAGGACACCCUGUGGAAGUCCCUGGCCAACUCCCUCAUCAUAGUGGGGGUGGUCAUCAUCAUGACAAUAUUGCUCUUUUUGUUGUUCAAGUACAGAUGUUAUAAGGUGUGUGCGUUCUGGAUGUUUCUCGCUACCCUCCUGCUUCUAUUCAUAUUCUCGUACAUCUAUUAUAGUGAAUUCUGCCGCUACCUGAACACGGCCACAGAUUUCAUAUCUACAGGGUUUAACUUAUGGAAUUUUGGCCUAAUGGGAAUACUAGCCAUACACUGGAAAUCCCCACUGAUAGUGCAACAAUUCUAUCUGAUCGUUGUCUCGGCCCUCAUGGCCCUGACAUUCAUCAAACAUCUGCCUGGUUGGACAGCCUGGGCCCUUCUCAUAGUUAUAUCAGUCUGGGACCUGAUAGCCGUUUUGACGCCGAAGGGACCGCUGAAGGGGUUGGUCAACAUUUCCAGCGAACGACGGGAGAACUUAUUUCCGGCCCUCGUCUACUCAAGUACGCCCUUCUCAGCUGUAGUAGCGACAUCAUCCACAUCACAAGAUGACAUCCAUACUGAGGUUUAUCACGUAUCUACUGCUACUGCUGCUUCUGGAGAUCACGUUUAUAAUGGUAAUAAUUAUGACGACGACAGUACUAACCUCGCCUACAUGAAUAGAUUCAUACAUUCUAAACCGGAUCGUAAGGACGAACCAAAAAUUUCCAGUACCAUUUAUAACGCCGGCAUAAAGUUAGGUCUGGGGGACUUCAUAUUCUACAGCCUGUUGGUUGGGAAGGUCUCACAAUUAGAGGAAUGGAACACUACCACAGCCUGCUUCAUCAGCGUCCUUAUUGGCCUCAGUCUAACGAUUCUCUUGCUGGUACUGUACGAGCAGGCUCUACCGGCCCUACCAAUUUCGGUGUUUUUCGGAGUGGCCUUCUACUUCGGAGGCUACUACACUAUCGACCCCUUCGUAUCCGUCUGCGUGUCUAGGCAAGCCUUCAUUUGA